Molecule: messenger RNA, 1538 nt
Organism: Hemiscyllium ocellatum (epaulette shark)
Lineage: Eukaryota; Metazoa; Chordata; Chondrichthyes; Orectolobiformes; Hemiscylliidae
Product: C-C motif chemokine 5-like
Exons: 3
Coding region: 324-614 (96 amino acids)
Biological process (GO): cellular response to tumor necrosis factor; cellular response to type II interferon; chemokine-mediated signaling pathway
Cellular component (GO): extracellular region
Molecular function (GO): chemokine activity; CCR chemokine receptor binding
Source: RefSeq, a predicted model, not a curated record
AGAGGGAAGUUGGGGUUGGGCUGAGGGAAUCGAGAUGACAGUUUGCUGAGAAACACUGACCUCAGAGGAUCCAGCUGCUCGUGCUCCUGUCUCCAAGAAUCCCACUCACAGAACAACAUGAACUUCCCAUUUCAGGGAGAACAGCCAUGGAGGACCAAUUCCAGGGAGAGCUGUCAUUGCUGGGGCACUGGGGAAGUUUCAGGGGGUGUCCAUAUUGCUGACUGGGUGCAGUUUCUCCAGGAUAUAAAGCAGGAGCUGACAGCUCCCUCAUCAGCCACACUCCCUCUUCAACACUGAACACUCCCAAGGUGAGCCAGGCCAGGAUGAGGACAGCACUGUGUGUAGCUGCCGUUGUGGUGGGAGCACUGGCAAUCUGCUUGAUCCAGGAUGGUGUGACUGCCGCUCCAGCUGGCUCUGUGACUGUCGAUUGCUGUGAGAGCUUUAAGACCACUCGCAUUCCUCAUAAACGGCUCGUAAACUUCACCAGGACAGUUGGCUGCUCUACCCCCUCCAUCAUCUUCACAAACAGGAGGAAGAUGAGAAUUUGUACGAGAGCGAGUGAGAAAUGGGUUCAAGAUGCAGUGGCAUUUCUGGAGAAGAAACUGGGGGUUUAAAGAGAAGAACCUCUGAAAGCACAAUCUUUCAAUCCACUGGAAACGCAUGGAGUGUUGGACUGACUGGCGUUACACUGGGGGACAGGCAGAAUGGAGAAGGUGGAUCCACAAACUGAUUCCCUGAUCACUUGCAAUAUUCCUGUUGCUGUGCUCAUUCACAUGAAAGACUGGGGGCAGUAACUAAUUAACGUUCCCCAUGUAUUCUCCAAUCCUCAGACUGAGUGAAGAGCAUUCAUGGAACAGGGGAAAUGUGACUGGAUAACAAUGGGACAGACUGAGGGAACAGUCAGUCUGACACUGACUCCAGCAACUGUCCAGCUGAUCCCAGGAUCUUCCCACAGGCUUGAAUUCAGCACAGCCGGUCGGGUCUGUCCCUGCCCUUACUGGAGUUUGUUUGCCUGUUCCCUUCACCCACACUGGGCAAAGAUAUUGUGGCACACCUUCAACCCCAACUCCCUACUGGGGGGGUGAAGUGAGGGGCACUCUGAGCUGGGGGUCAGUCACUGUGGCUGGGGGUUGGAUUGUGAUUCGGGCAAUGGGGAAAGUAUAUUGGAGGUGGGUGUGAAGGUCAAUCUCUGUGGCUGGGUUGGGUAGAUCAGUCUCUGGGGUUAGGAGAUGAAUCAGACUCUGGGGUGGGUGUGGGUCAGGCACUGGAGGUGUUGAUGUGGGUUUACGCUGGGGAUGCUCAUGUGGUUCUGUCUCUGGGGCUGGGUUAGGAUAGUCUUUGCAGGUGAGGGUGCAUCAGUCUCAGUCAGUGAUGUAUAGCUCUGUGUCUGGAUGUGGGUGUGCCUAGCCUCUGGGUGUGGGGGCUCUCUGUCGGACUCCCUGAACAGCACACUAUAAUUCCAUUAGUAAUCCCAGAAUGGUUGUGAUAUUUCCCUUUCCUCUCCCUCAUUGCCUCACUGAAUUCCCAGCUUGUGAUCU